Messenger RNA from Coregonus sp. 'balchen', 1742 nucleotides. Lineage: Eukaryota; Metazoa; Chordata; Actinopteri; Salmoniformes; Salmonidae. The record is from the annotation of a GenBank genome assembly.
GUGGGAGGUGGACCCAGACUACUGUGAUGAGGUGAAGCAGACUCCUCCCUAUGACCGCGGCUCUCGCCUGCUGGACAUCAUGGACAUGACCAUCUUUGACUUCCUCAUGGGUGAGGACAGAAGCUCCAUUACACGCUAUUCCCUCCACUGCACUCUAUUCCCUAUAUAGACAUUCUUGGUGAAUAGGGGUCCUCUUUUCCUGUGUAUAUUAAUGUUGUUUACCUCUGUAUCCAGGUAACAUGGACCGGCACCAUUAUGAGACUUUUGAGAAGUUUGGAAACGAGACAUUCAUCAUCCAUCUGGACAAUGGAAGAGGGUGAGGAGAAAACACAGCACAUCUCAACCCUUUUCAUCUGUUCUCUAGGCAACUGGUAAUGUCUGAUUUGUCACAUAGCCUUUUAAAACUCUCUUUCUUUAACUUCAGUUCUGAGUUGUUACACUAAGCAACAGGACAUAGCAACAGCUCAAAGCAAAGGCAUAAUAAAUGUUUUAAAGGUAUUUUUAAGGUCUGAGGGACGCUGUGCAUUUCAGAAUCAAGCUACAAAGGCAUGUGGAAAAACUCUCGGUCCCUGACUGACACUCAAUGGGAAGGGAAUGUGAGUGGAAUGUUCCAUGAGAAUAGAAUGUUCAGGACUCUGGAGCUUAGCUUUCAGUCUGAUGCCUUUCUCACCGAUCCUGAGAGAUGUACUGCUUUUGGUGGCUGUGAGACAGUCUGUGAGAAACACAAACCAAGGUGUUGUAUUAUCAGCCAGUGAGUGGUGUUGCUUGGCUCACCUCUCUCCUCUCCUGUCCUUUCUCCUCUCUCCUACUCUCCUCUCUUCUUUGCAGGUUCGGGAAACACUCCCAUGACGAGCUCUCCAUCCUGGUGCCUCUGAGCCAAUGCUGCAGGUCAGCAUCUGUUAUUUUACCUUCUCUCUCUCUCUCUCUCUCUCUCUCUUUCUCUCUCUCUGUCUCUCUCACGCUUUUUCUCUCUCUCUGUGUCUCUCUCUCUGUCUCUCUCUCUCUCUCUCCUCUCUCUCUCUCUGUCUCUCUUUCUCUCUCUCUGUCUCUCUCGCGCUUUUUCUCUCUCUCUCUGUCUCUCUCUCGCUCUCUCUCUCUCUCGCUCUCUCUCUCUCUCUCUCUCUCUCUCUCUCUGUCUCUGUCUCUCGAUCUCUCUCUCUCUUUGUCUCUCUCUCUCUCUCUCUCUGUCUCUGUCUCUCUCUCUCUCUCUCCAUCAUAACACACACUCCUGUGUAAACUGCUUGCUUGCGCAGUCUGCAAGUAUAAUUAGUGUGCUUUUCUUCUUUUGAAGCAUGUUUCCCUUUAUAUUCCUAGGAUUCUUACUAGAUGUACAAGUGCAUCCCUUUUUAAGAAGUCCAUCUGUAAAGUAAGACCUCUUGCCUCUCUGCCUUCCUCCCUUCCCCCUCCCCUCCCUCCCUCUCUCCCCUCCUCUCCCCCUUCCUCUCUCCCCUCCUCCUCUGCUGCCCCACAGAGUGAGGAAGUCGACCCACCUGCGUCUGCAGCUGUUGGCCAAGGAGGAGUACCAGCUGAGCCGUCUGAUGGAGGAGUCCCUGCUGCGUGACCGCCUCCACCCCAUCCUCAUCCAGCCCCACCUGGAGGCCAUGGACCGAAGGCUGCGCCUGGUGCUCCAGGUCCUGGCUGUCUGUGUGGAGAAGGAGGGCUACAGUAACGUGGUGGAGGUGGACUACAGAGGAGCCAGAGGGGGCAGGGACACAGUCACCCACAGGAAUCCAGGGCACAGG